AUGUCUGAGGGAACCCCCACUGGCAAGGCUAACGCCUGGACCGAAGAGGCCAAGAACGAGUUUCUUCUUCGAAUCAUCAUGCAGCUGAAGCCCGAGGGCAAGAGCAUCAACUGGUCCGAGGUCCAGAUGCCCGGCCGCACCGUCAAGUCCCUCCAGAACCAGUGGACUGCUGUCAACAAGAGAAUCGACGCUCUCAAGCAGCAGCAGCAGGAUGGUGAUGCUGCCGCAGUUCCUGUCAAGAAGGCUACUCCCCACAAGCGCAAGGCCAACAAGAAGGUCGAGUCCGAGGACGAUGAUGAUGGUACCUAUGGCGCCAAGAAGUCCAACUCUCGCAAGCGAAGCAACACCGAGACUCCUGAGCGUGCCGCCAAGGCUAUCAAGGCCGAGGCUGCCGAGCUUGAGGACUUCCAGGUCAAGGAGGAGGCCGGCUUCAACGCCGACUCUGAGCAUGGCCAGGUCUAG
Messenger RNA from Fusarium vanettenii 77-13-4, 462 nucleotides. RefSeq lists its product as uncharacterized. The transcript is spliced from 4 exons. Bases 1 to 462 code for a protein of 153 amino acids. NCBI's taxonomy places the organism in Eukaryota, Fungi, Ascomycota, Sordariomycetes, Hypocreales, Nectriaceae. The record is from RefSeq and is a predicted model, not a curated record.